AUGCGUACUCAUUUUAUAGAGCUUGGUAUGUCAGAGAACGAUCCAUGGCAAAAGUUCUUAGCAGAACUUAAGGAAAUCGAUAAAGGGGUUCAGUCUACCCCGCAAUCAAAUCGAGCUCCAGUCGCUGAAGAUCUGAAUUUGUCCGCAGUGGGCGCAAAUCCCAACGGUUCCUUUGGCCUGUCCUCUUCAAACGCUGAUUCUAGCGACAAAAGUGACAAUGAAGUUAGCAAGGCAGAGAGGUCGUAUAUAAAUAAACUGCUCAGCACAAAGCUUGUGGAAACGCAGGCUAGCGAUAUUGAGAUGCUACGGGAGGACCCAUCAAAUCCACUACAUUCAGUUAAAACCUUUCAGGAUUUGAGAUUGGAUCCUCGGCUUCUGAAGGGUAUUGCAGCACUAGGGUUUUACAAGCCAUCAGCCAUUCAAGAAAAAGCUCUCCCCUACCUGAUUGGCGACAGGUAUGUAAGCACUCUCUUCUACCGCCGUUUUUGCAUGUUCCCAGUUUGA
Hydatigera taeniaeformis is the source of this 504-nucleotide messenger RNA. NCBI's taxonomy places the organism in Eukaryota, Metazoa, Platyhelminthes, Cestoda, Cyclophyllidea, Taeniidae. The record is from the annotation of a GenBank genome assembly.